Messenger RNA from Clonostachys rhizophaga, 183 nucleotides. Lineage: Eukaryota; Fungi; Ascomycota; Sordariomycetes; Hypocreales; Bionectriaceae. The record is from the annotation of a GenBank genome assembly.
AUGCGUCCCAAGGCCCCUGACCUUGUUCUGCCUAGGUUCGACUUUGAACGUUAUAACCCUUACGCCCCAAAGGCAUCAUUUUUAUCCGCUGAGCUUUUUGAUCAGCUCUUAAAAGAUGAGGUGAUAAUGACUAAGGAAGAACUUGAUAAGAAGUACGGAUUCUAUAUCCCCUCUAAUUCCUGA